Messenger RNA from Panonychus citri (citrus red mite), 1254 nucleotides. RefSeq names its product tRNA-splicing endonuclease subunit Sen34-like (gene Tsen34). The record is from RefSeq and is a predicted model, not a curated record. The transcript has 2 exons. NCBI's taxonomy places the organism in Eukaryota, Metazoa, Arthropoda, Arachnida, Trombidiformes, Tetranychidae. Bases 80 to 1060 code for a protein of 326 amino acids. Gene Ontology annotation, biological process: tRNA splicing, via endonucleolytic cleavage and ligation; tRNA-type intron splice site recognition and cleavage. Gene Ontology annotation, cellular component: tRNA-intron endonuclease complex. Gene Ontology annotation, molecular function: tRNA-intron lyase activity; nucleic acid binding.
GACGCAACAAUGAGAUCAGCUGAUUCGAUUGUCAAAUUGUUAAUUGUUGUCACUUUGAUUUCCUCCAGUGAAUUAGAUUAUGAUUUCUUCUGUUGAAGAUAACGAAAGAAUUAAAAUCUAUCAUCAUGAUAAUCAAUUUCUUAUCUGGAAAGCGAAAGAUGCCUUAAAUAUAAGACAAAAGUAUCGGAUUGUUGGCUCUCUCAUUGGACCUUAUCCUAAUGAGCCCUCUCAGGUUAAUAGAAAUGGUUUACCUCUUAGAUUGUUGGAAGAGGAGACUCGUUUACUUAUAGAUCUUAAUGUUGCUGAUUUGAUUAAAAUGGAGGUUCAAUUGACUGAAGAGAUUGUUAAAGAAUAUAAUCAACACGUUGAAUUUACUCGAUCGGAUUAUAGUAAAUUAGCAACCGAGAGAAGAUUAAAAGAGAUAGAAAGUCACCUUUCAUCUGGAAGUUCACCAAAAGGACAAAAGCGAAAGAGAAACAUUGAAAGUAAAGAAAGUGAUGAAGGAUUAUUAGAGAAAGAGACAAUUGUUGUCAACCAAUUUGAUGAUAGUAAGGAAGAUCGAAAAAGUUUGAUACAAACAAUCAAUGAUCAUUUAUUGCCUGUACAAUUAUUUACAGAGUGUCCAUGGCCUCGAAAAGAAGAGGUAAUUAAUGGUAAUUGGUUGUAUCCUGAAAAAGAGCGGGAUAAAUUGUUGUACAACAUAUUUAAAGACCUUUGGAAACGAGGAUAUUAUAUAACCAGUGGGUUUAAGUAUGGGUGUGAUUAUCUUGCUUAUGAAUAUGAUCCUUUGGUAUUUCAUUCAAAAUAUAUGGUCACUUGUCAAUCACAAUUAGAUCACUUGGAGGGUUUACAGUUUUUGAUUCUUAAUCGAGUUAGUUCACAAGUUAACAAGAAACUUUUAAUUGCUGGACUUGUGAAUGAUGAUAAAAAUGUUACCACUGGUAAUCAGGAUUCUAUUGAUGAAACUAAUUGUAAACCAAUCUAUUUGUUGAUCGACUGGCAAGGUAAUCAGGAUUCACCAUCCAAGCGUUUCCAUUUAAGACCAGAUUUACCAAUUUAAGUAGUUGAUUUAAAUUUGAGUUUUUUGUUUGUUUAGAUUGACUGAAUUUUGUUCAUCUUCUUCGGGUCUUUGGAAAUUUUUUCUUGUCAAAGACUGAGUAAAAAGUAUUGUUUUUCUUGUAAAGAAAAAAAAAUAAUAAUAAUUUGGAGUAAAAUUGUUUGCAUGCAGAUUCGCACUUGUCAUGCAAUUAAAUA